AUGCUGAUCACUUUUCCGGAUGCUAGUUCUGAAGCAAUGGCAGCGUGUGUAUACCUGCGCUCGGACAACGCUGUGAACUUGCUGAUGGCUAAAGGAAAACUGCCUCCGCUAGAUUCAAAGGUGACGGUGCCGAAGCUUGAGCUCAACGCGAUGACGUUAGGUAUGCGUCUGACUAACUCAGUCAUAUCACAGCUCUCUUCGACUGUGACGAUAUCUCGCGUACUGAUUCUGUCGGAUUCCGAAAUCGCGUUAAACUGGAUCAAGUCUACCCCACGACAUGACGUCGGACCCUUUGUGAAAAAUCGUGUCACGGAAGUUAGGAAAAUCAUGACUUCUCUCGAGAAGUCAGGAUACCAAAUACAAUUCGGUCAUAUUUCGUCAGAAUGGAAUCCUGCUGACUGUGCAACCAGAGGACUCGACAAGCAAUCAUUGUCAAACCAUUUCUGGUGGAAUGGACCAUCUUUCCUACGAAACUCAUCAGAAACCUGGGACAAGACAUACAAGACGGUUACUAUUGAAAAAGCGAUAGGAGAUGAUUUGGAUCCCAUCACUAUAAGUACCUCCUCCGUUACCAACGCCACUUCACUUGCUCCUAGUUGGGACAAGGAUUUAUUCCAUAGGAGGCCGAUCAGAAACAUGUCAGUAGUGAGAAGAAUAGUUGCUUACGUUUGUUGCUUCAUUCGAGUUCUUGCCCAACGAGUGAAUGUCACAAGAAUCUCUCGUAUGAAGCUCUCACGAUUGUUGCGCAUUGGUUUCAACAUCGACUCCAAUUCAAUAAGUGUACUGAGAUGGCCAUUGCGAGUAAGGUACUGGUAA
Molecule: messenger RNA, 816 nt
Organism: Necator americanus (New World hookworm)
Lineage: Eukaryota; Metazoa; Nematoda; Chromadorea; Rhabditida; Ancylostomatidae
Exons: 1
Coding region: 1-816 (271 amino acids)
Molecular function (GO): nucleic acid binding
Source: RefSeq, a predicted model, not a curated record